UUUUUAUUCUUCUUGUGGCGUGAUAACCCUCGCCUUCGCUCGGGCGUACGGUUCCGCACUCCGACCGGUCGGAGGUUGGCGCGGUUGACGAUAGUCGCAAUCGCAAUACCGCAGCUCGUCGGUUUGAGCGAGCUCAGAGGACACAACAACCAUGGUCACGGGAUGCUACAACAUUUGCGAAGCCAGUGGAACACGUGUGUGCGUUCGGGUGCUGUGGCGGCCUGGCGUCGGGGGAGUGGGUUGGAGUUCGUCGGUUGUUUAUUUUUUUCGCGCUCUCUCUCGCUCGCUACUACUUCUUCCUGGACGGCAUUUUUCAUCCCAUCCUCCGCUGGUGCUUCUCGGGUGGUGCUGGAGAAGUUAUACCACGAUACAACCACACACCAGACCACCACAUCUCGAUAUAUUCCAUGAAAACGACGCUGGAAUCGGAACUCGGGGAGGCAACAGCAUCGGCGAAGGCCACAAGGCUUUGGUUGCGUAUUUCGGUAUCUCACUCAUCAUCAUCAUCGUUGGCGCACAGUUACCGCGAUCGUACACCACAACGGCAGCCAGUUAACCGAACAACCCGACCGCUGACACCGUCGCCAGAUUGUGGGCCACUUCGGGACGGAAUCCGUCCGGGCGAAUCUGUUUUCCCGUCGCGGUUCCUUCAAUCAAGUGUUCUCAGUUUUCUGCGGAAUGUACAUACGGUUGACGGUGGAGCAAUUCGUCGGUUGCCGCCGCGUAGUGCACAGUUAGGCUCAUGACCAAGAGUGAUAUGUGGAUUUUUUCGAAGGAUUUCUUGGAAUGGAAGAAGAUGAUGGAAUGUGACUAAAAAUCAGCUGGAUUAGAAUCUCCGAUGGAAGCAUUCGCAAUUUUAACGACAAUUUGUGUUAAUUUAGUGCAUUGAAGUUCCAGUGUAAAAUAGAGCCAAACACAAAACAAAGUAAUUUGAGCAAAAGCACGAACAAUGCUAUCAAUUGAUGCUGAUACAGAAUCAGGACAGUGUAGUGAACGACACUCAAGUGAAAGUUUGUGAUCCGAUUUGUGACUUGACGGUCUUGUGUGAAAAUGCAUCUUGCGGCUUCGGAAGUAACCUCCACAACGAACCCCACUACGAUGGAUCUGCACGGUAGUGGCAGUGGAAGUGGUGGAGCCAGUUCUGAGGGGGUAAACAAUUCUAGUGGUAACCUGGAGAGCAACAGCUGCAAACACCAGCAGCAACAGCUGACGGCGGAAAGCCUAGCCGAACGCACCAUCGAUGGACUGCUGGCAGAUCAUCCGGGGGAACUUGUUCGAACCGGGUCACCGCAUGUGGUUUGCACGGUGCUGCCGCAGCACUGGCGCUCGAAUAAAACCCUGCCGAUGGCCUUCAAGGUGGUGGCACUGGGAGACGUCGGCGAUGGCACCAUGGUGACGGUGAUGGCCGGCAACGACGACAACUUCUGCGGCGAACUGCGGAACAGUACUGCAAUCAUGAAAAAUCAGGUGGCCAAAUUCAACGAUCUGCGUUUCGUCGGACGUAGUGGCAGGGGUAAGUGCAAAAGUUUCACACUGACGAUAGUGAUAUCCACGGUGCCGAUCCAGAUAGCGACGUACACAAAGGCGAUCAAAGUGACGGUGGACGGACCCCGGGAGCCACGGUCCAAAAUUCGACACCAGGGCUUCCAUCCGUUCGCCUUCGGGCCCCAACGGUUCGGACCGGAUCCGCUGAUGGGAACGCUGCCGUUCAAGCUGCCCGGGUUUCCCCAUCAAUUAGGUAGCAUGGCAGGCCAUUUACAUAUGGCCAACGAUUGGCGGCAGCUCAACGGUCGGACUGCGGCUGGAUUUCCAGGUUCGCAUUUUUUCCACCACCACGCUGCGGCAGCGGCGGCGGCUUCCAAUCCGGCCCAUUUCGCACCGCACAUGUUGGCCGCCAUCGAUCGGAUGGAGCAGCAGCACCAGCAGCAGCAGCAUCGGCAACACCCGACGGCAGCGACUACGAUGGGAAUGCUCUCGGCAGUAGCGGCGGCGGCAUCUUCCACGGUAGCAAACACCGUCGGCAUCUUCGGCAACGGCAGUAUAGCGGGCGGGAGUAGUAGCGUGGGUGGCGACGACGGCGGUAAUAACAAUGGCGGCAGCUCUGCGAUAAACUCACCCAGGAUUAGCGAUUCCAAUGAUCAUCACGCGUCGCACGUCAAUUGCAAUCCACACAGUACCACCAGCCCGAAAAGCUCACCAAAUCCUACCAACGACAUUCACCACACCAUUUCGUCCAACACGGAUGACGCCAAACCUUCAGCAGAUGGCGAUUACGAUCGGGACGAUCUGGAUGAUGACAACGAUCAAAUCAGCGUUACCGGCAGCGACCUUGGCAGCGGCAGUCAGAACGAACAGGAACGUCGAAGUCCACUGAUAGGAGGAGCUUUCACGUCACUGAUCCAGAAAAACCACGCCAAAUUAAAAAGCGGCCUGGAGUUGUUCCAAAACGGCGCCUUCUCAGCGACUCCGUACCCUUCGCAAAUACAGCAACCUCAUCCGCUGAAUCACGCUUUGGCUGCGCAGCUGUUCUUCCAGAAUCCAUUGAUACCUCAACCGAACCACUGGCUGUACAAUCAGCUGUACGGUAACUAUCAGGAACUUCCCUGGUUCCGGCAGUCGCUGUUCGCGAACAAAACGGCAACACCGAACAACGACAGCAAGGACAGUCUGGACUCUCUGAAGGGCAGCGAGGUGAUCAGUAACAAGCGUUCCAUAACGGUCGUUUGCAGCAUUGGUGAUGAAGGCGAUGAAAGUCCACCGCACAAAACGAUUGCUAUUGCGGACGACGAAGAUGAGGAUCGGCGGAAGAAUUCACCAUCCGUUACGUCAACGAAGCGUUCUCCCAGUCCGGCGGAGGUGAUGUCUCCACUGCUCUGUGAAGAAACUGUUUCCAGUUUGACGGUUUUAGAACGAAGCACAAAGUUAAAACGGUGUGUUUCCGGUUCGGACAAAUCUUGCAGCUUGCAGCAACAGGUUAAGCAGAGUGAUGUUUGGCGUCCGUACUGAAGAAGCUAUUAUGAGGAAAUGCCACGUGAGCAAUGUAUAAAUGGAAUAGCACACCACAUAUCUCUUGUCGUGUAUUUAAAAAUUAUUAUUUGUACAGUAUUUAAAUUAAAAUAAAAACAUACGUGUAAAAUCAAGUUAUUGGCAAGCGCUCCCGAACCAAACUAGGAAGAUUGUAAACUGCAAUUGGAGCACUGAAUUAGAUGACAAAAAGA
Wyeomyia smithii (pitcher-plant mosquito) is the source of this 3218-nucleotide messenger RNA. It is a transcript of the gene RunxB, whose product is annotated as segmentation protein Runt. The record is from RefSeq and is a predicted model, not a curated record. The transcript has 6 exons. NCBI's taxonomy places the organism in Eukaryota, Metazoa, Arthropoda, Insecta, Diptera, Culicidae. Gene Ontology annotation, biological process: regulation of DNA-templated transcription. Bases 1051 to 3006 code for a protein of 651 amino acids. Gene Ontology annotation, cellular component: nucleus. Gene Ontology annotation, molecular function: DNA-binding transcription factor activity, RNA polymerase II-specific; RNA polymerase II cis-regulatory region sequence-specific DNA binding; ATP binding.